ACGGACUAAGGCUCUUCCCCCCGUCUAAAAUCCAAUCAAAGCACAGUUAAAGUUGUACGAUUGUCCCUCUAUUGUUAUGCACGAACCCUCUAUUCUUCCUGAACUGACCACUGGAGCGAAAGCAAGAGUUGUUUUGUUGACGGACAACCGUUAGUUAAUCCCAUUCAGGGACUUUCCCUCAAAUCAUCAGCUCUUUUACACCACAUCAGUGCCUCCUUCUGCUCGGGGGCACGGAUGUCUCCUGAAUAUGUAAUGUGAAGAGUGUCAGAGGCUAGAGAAGGAAUAUUAUAUUAACAUAACGCUGGUUAUACUUCAUCACUGACCUGAAACUAAAGCGAAGGAAACCAAAGAUCUUAGCGGCAGCGACAUCAAAUUGGAUGGAGAUUUAAAUCAAUCAACCUGCUUGUAGCAUUAAAAUAAUUUCAUUCUGUAACGUUAUGUCGGCAAACAUGGAGGAAGGGAAAACGGAUAUCGAUGACAUGAAGAGCAACCUUCAUCGUCUAAGAAAUGAACUGAAUUCCUUGUGGCAGUCAGAUGAAGGUCUCCACGAUCAGAUGAAUUCAGUGAUCGGUGCUCUCCAGGAGCUCAAACUCUUGCAGGUCCAGACGGCACUGGAUGAACUGGAGAUCUCCAACCAAACCAGCCAGGCCAAUCCAAACACCAGCUCCAUGCUUGAGCAGAGAAACCACAGCUCAAGAAGAGCAGCGCACAAUCCAGAAGAAGCUCUCGCACAACAAUGCUUCAACACUCGCCUCACCAUGGAACCUUCUUUGUUCCUCACAAGUUCUCCAGCAGAAAUUCGCCAUAUUCCUAGAACACAUGGACACAGAAAGAUUCACAGAGGUAGCUUAAGCACUUCUUCAUCUUUUUCCUCUCAGGAAGACUCAACCGACAGCAAUUCCUCCUCAUACGCCAUUGACGACCCCAGCGAUUGGACUGCUUCACUGAUGAACCACAGCAGAAACAGACAGCCAUUAGUGUUGGGUGACAACGUGUUCGCAGAUUUGGUUGGAAACUGGUUGGAUUUGCCAGAAGUUGGAGGCCAGGAUUCAAUUGAGGAGGAGAACAACUCGAACUUCAAAAACUCAAAUUCAGAGUCCUCGUCUAGCACUCAUUCCCAGCAUCUCUCCAAGAAACUCUCGCUAACUGCUAGCAUUUUCAAACGGGUUUUGCGUCGCGUUCGACCACAGCACUACCAAGAAAGCCAAGAGAUGGAUGUAUGUAAACAACCAAAGGUCACAUGCAGAAAGGCCAAAACAGAUGCCAGCAAGCCAUUCUGGGGGAGAACAAGAGGAAUGAAGAAGAAAACCACGCCCAUUCAGCAGGAGGGUGUGGCUUGUCAGGGUUCAGAGGGUUUGAUGGACAGAUGGGUGGAGAUUGUGGAGAAGCAUCCACCUGUGUUUGAUUACAACUCAGCUGUUUGGGUGUAAUUCUAAAUGGAAGCGAUUAAGUGUUAUUGGCAUGCAAUUAGUGGACAUUCGGAUUAAAAUGUUUGUAAAUGCAAAUUGUCAAAACAUUUACAUAAAGGUUAAACAUUUGAGUCAGGUAUUAAUAAUGGAUUCAGGUUGGAAACAACAUCGCGAAAUACAGCAUAUUGAAUAAAAACUACUCACUCAUAAUAUUUCUUCCAAAUUUCAAAUAAAAAAACUUUUUUUCACCUCAUAUGAUCAUUGGUCAAAAUAACAAACGCAACUAUUUGUUGGGAUUGAAUUUCUGGGUUUUUCCACCAAAUACAGCAUUUCUAAAUUAAAGCCUUGAUACUUUAUUUUUAGUUAUUUUGACCAAUUGUCAUUUUAUGCUUUAAAUAACAUUUUUAUUUUAAAUUUAGAAGACUUUAUUAACAGUUUUACCAAAACACAAAACUAUCAAUUGUAGAAACAGAAUAUUCUCAUUUGCCCUAUUGCUCUACAUCUAGAUUUUUAGAUUAACUACGAUAUUAAAUUAUUUAUAUUAUACUUUUUUUUUUUCAAAACUGACACAACUCUUAUUUCCAAAACUCAUCAACCUACAUGUCAUACAAAAUUGAACAUUUCUUACGACUUCGCUUGGCCAUUGCUGAGAAUAUCUUUUUUGACUAUUUAACUUGAAAGAUAAAAGAUUUUAAGUCCAACACUCCAGAAGCUACUGAUUCCAAAGACACCAGGAAAAGCAUCUAUUUAUUUGUGUUAGAGAGAGAAUUCUUUGGAUUAAAACAAGCAUGACAAAGAAAACUGAAAUGUGUUUUCAGUUUGAGUUUAACAACCAAACCUACUGUUUCGGUGAGGUCUCUUGAGAACCUGAACAGUUUCUGCUGAUGCUGGUUUCCAUCAGUUUAGGAGAUUACUGUUGAUCACUCAAUGAGAAAAAAAUGCUGAUUGGUGCUGUUUCUUUUUUUUUUUUGCACAAAUGUCUUGUUUGGUAAAAUCUUUGCAUGCAUACACUUGCUUUAUGUUUAGGAGAAACCUAUGCAAUGACUCUUGAUUGCUAUGCAAAAAUGAACAAAUGCAAAUACCUGCCUGAUUAAUGAGCAUCUUCAUAUUUUGGUUGUAUGUGUGGGUCAUGUAAUAAUUGCUAUACCUAUUUAAAGUGUUACGCAAGACACUGUUUUUUAAAUAAAGAAAAUAUCGAAUCUUUAUCAAUUUC
Danio rerio (zebrafish) is the source of this 2622-nucleotide messenger RNA. NCBI's taxonomy places the organism in Eukaryota, Metazoa, Chordata, Actinopteri, Cypriniformes, Danionidae. The record is from RefSeq and is a predicted model, not a curated record.